Messenger RNA from Petromyzon marinus (sea lamprey), 3686 nucleotides. The record is from RefSeq and is a predicted model, not a curated record. Lineage: Eukaryota; Metazoa; Chordata; Hyperoartia; Petromyzontiformes; Petromyzontidae.
CGUGACCACCGACAGCCGCUUCGACGUCCAAUAGCGACUCCGUACUCGUGCGAUGACAGAGGGGUACACGGCGGUUGGGGAGUGUUCCCUAUUGGCCGCCUGCGAUGCCACGUGAUCCCGAGCUCGCGCCCGAUUGGACCAUCGGUUAACGGUCGCGGAAUUUGAAUUGUGGGUGAGUUGAUGGAGGCGAGCCGGGCGACUUUUCUCCGUCAGCGACUGUCGAACACCCCGAAUUGAAUGCCUUCGCACCAGCAAAUCGCAGCCCUGAAACCCCACGUGGAAAGCAGCGGCGAUGGACAGGGGGCGCCCACGGCCGCUCAUUCUUAGGCGGAAGCGGCCGCACGAUGGGGAGCAAUGCCCACCGUCCAAGGGGGCCCUGCUGCAGGGGGGCAUGCGAGACGACAUUGCCACGGCUGGCUCCCAGGUGCCGAUAGUGGCGACGGUUGCAAGCGCACAUUGCGGUCUGGCGGAGUCCGCGCGGCGUCGGCAGCACAACCGCAAGGAACAAGACUGCAGCGGCGCCGGCUUGAAUCCACCGCGGCGCAAGGCCAUCCUCCUCGAACACCCUCCUGCGCUGCGCCACGCAGGCCGCACCUACUUUCCUGGAAAGGAAAACAUGGCACCCUCAACCGCGUGCUCGAUGCAGUACGCCGACCACGCCGGGAGCUCUGUUGCGGUGCCGAAGUUGCCAACGCGUGCCUUUGGGACGGCGGCUGUGGGAAAUUGUGGUGCAGGCAUCGAGAAAGGUGCCGUGAUGAACAAAAGCCUAACCAGCAUACAGUGGCUGGGUCGACUCGAGGGGGAGCGUCUGCUGCCCGGUGUUGCCGAAAGCCACCCCGCGGUGGACAGGACAAUAAAGCAGGAGCAGAGUCUGAGCUCUUGCGGUAGAGCAAAGGUGGCUAGCGACAAAAAGGACAGGGGCGUGGAGAGCUGUGUUUUCACCGAGGCCACCGAUGCUGCCACUGCCAACAGCAAAAAACAACAAGACAAUAAAAAGGAUAACCACUCGAACCUGGAGCGGCCGCUCUUCUCUUACAUGGCCAUGAUCCAGUUUGCGAUCAACAGCAGCAGCAAUGGGCGAAUGAGUCUGCGUGAGAUCUAUGCCUGGAUUGCACACCGCUUCCCGUACUUCAGACAUUCAGCACGGCCCGGAUGGAGGAAUUCAAUCCGACACAACCUGUCGCUGCACACCAUGUUUGUGCGCGAGACAGUGCCAGGAAGCAAGGAGUCCUUCUGGACUGUGUCCAAUGAGAGUACGCACAGGCGGCACGCUUCGAUUAGAGAUACAUCGCAAGCGAACCACAGUGCACUCAUAGCACCAUCGUCAGCUCGACGGGUCCAGCCUCUGUUGCCUCGCCCACCCGUGCCACAGCCCAUCAGCCUCCUGCUGACGCCUUCCUCAUUGCACUUUAUUCAGCCCACGCUUGUUGUUGCUGCUGCCAUAAAGCAGGAGCAGCAGGUUGCAACGGUGUUAGACCGUGCCGUGAAGGCUAAACCCAUGUCCACAGCGCCAGCAAAAAUGACGAAGCAGCAGGAGGAGCAACAGCCUUCCUCAUUGCACUUUAUUCAGCCCACGCUUGUUGCUGCUGCCAUAAAGCAGGAGCAGCAGGUUGCAACGGUGUUAGACCGUGCCGUGAAGGCUAAACCCAUGUCCACAGCGCCAGCAAAAAUGACGAAGCAGCAGGAGGAGCAACAGCCUUCCUCAUUGCACUUUAUUCAGCCCACGCUUGUUGCUGCUGCCAUAAAGCAGGAGCAGCAGGUUGCAACGGUGUUAGACCGUGCCGUGAAGGCUAAACCCAUGUCCACAGCGCCAGCAAAAAUGACGAAGCAGCAGGAGGAGCAACAGCAGCCGCAGAUUGUAAUGCAACAGCAAAUGGUGGCACAGAUACUGCAGCCACGGCAGAUACAGCAGCGGCAUCAGCAACCGGUGAAGGAGGAGCAGCAGGAAACGGUGCAUAAGUGGAUUGUACGGGAUGAGAGUGUGCUGCAAGUUGUGCAGCAAGAGCAACAAGUGAAGGAGCAUUUGGUGCGACAGCCGCAGAAUGUGCGACAACUACAAAUGACGAAGGAGGAGGACGAGAAGCCGACGCUACAGAGGGUGCACGAGUGCCUGGCCUCCAGCACGUCAGCCCGGUCGACGCAAGGCUUAACAGCUACGUUGCCGGCGUGCACCUGGCAACAGGGCGAAGUGGUCAGUAAAGGCGAGAGUCUUGCCUUUACUCCAAAGAAGCGAGCGCUCUACCGUACCCCAAAGUGCAGGCGGAAGCCGGGUCACUGGCGCAAGCAGAGCCUUGUGCACCAGCAUCUUACACCCGCGUCAGAGUUAAUGUUUAUGGAGGAGUCUGUGGUCAAAGAUUCCUCUGGAAGCGACUGGGGAGACCCUGAUGGACAACAAGCCGCGGACUGCGCAGACUUGGCGCUGUUUGCCACCCCGACGCGGAGGUUCAGCCUGACCACUUCAACGCCGUGCCACCUGACGGAGCCACCCACGUGCCUACUCUCCCCGUGGAGCCCCCCUUUCGCUCCGCCACCGCUGCCAUUCUCCUCCUCGCCGUUUAGCCCAGGCACCGCCGCGAUGGCCUACCACCACUCCCCUUGCACCCCGCACCGGCUGAGAGGCGUCACACCAAGCUCGUGGACGAUGCGCGCAAGGGGGGACCGCGUGCCCAGAGUCAGUUUGUCAUUCACCCCGAUAAAAGCCGGUUGCGUUGCAGAGAGAAAAACGACCUCUGCCGCUGCACCAUCAGUGCCGUUGGAUAUAGUGUUGGUUAAGGUGGAGGACGACGACGCCGACGUGGGGAACGACAGCGAAGGGAUUGGCGGCUUCGCGUUGGCAGAUGCGGACGCCGCAGCGGAGGUGGCGGCGAUGGUGCCCGAGCACAGCGGUGCAGGGGGAGCCGGGACGAGCACCUGUGUGGGCAGUGGUGGGGGGGAACCGGCGGCAUUGGGUGUGGCGGAGGCUGCGGAGGAGGCCAGCCGUGGUGUGGAUGGAGCGAGCUGGACAUGUGGCGAGGACAGCUUUGAGAAGAUUCUGCAUGAACUGAGCCUGCCCCAGCUGGAGGAGAACUGGACCGAUUCAAUGUUGGACAUGAAUAGUGUAAACUGGACGCUGCUCGACACGCUGCACGCAGGCGUGCCGGGCUUCUAGGCGGCGGCGCAGUUUGUACUUUUCAAUAAUCGUUGGGCUUUCAUUACCGUACACGAUUUUAGAUCUGCGGCGACUCGCCUGUCCUGGCACAGUGUUCGCGUCGUCGCCCCACAAACCCGGUGAGUUGAGUUUAGUUCCUGGAAAUGGUUAGCGUCAUUUGGUGAGCAGUACAUGAACUGGUCCCGUAUAAUCAACUCGCCAUGAUCGGCAUGGUGAAGUAUGGUUAAGCAAUCCAUAUGACACAACACAGCAUGGGGAUGCCUUCAACCAGCAGUGAAUUGCCAAAGGGCGGUGUACAUUCAUCGGGCAGUUUUUAACGGCAACUAAGCACGCAUGCCAACUCGAAUUUCUGUAUUUGAUAGUACUUUUUCCCCAUUCAAAAUUAUUUAUAAAGCUUUUAAACCGCAACACAUUGGGGAUGAAGAAAACCAUUGCACGCCCCUUGUUUUGAAUUGGGUGGCUUGUAUUCAUAUUCUCAGAUCUUUCGGUAAAGUCACGUUGAAGGGAAACAACUAAAUAAUAAAAUAUAUAUAAAAAA